Molecule: messenger RNA, 4500 nt
Organism: Schistocerca cancellata (South American locust)
Lineage: Eukaryota; Metazoa; Arthropoda; Insecta; Orthoptera; Acrididae
Product: adenylate cyclase type 5-like
Exons: 20
Coding region: 140-2557 (805 amino acids)
Biological process (GO): adenylate cyclase-inhibiting G protein-coupled receptor signaling pathway; adenylate cyclase-activating G protein-coupled receptor signaling pathway; cAMP biosynthetic process
Cellular component (GO): plasma membrane
Molecular function (GO): adenylate cyclase activity
Source: RefSeq, a predicted model, not a curated record
CACGCACUACCCCAGCGAGCUGGCGCAGCGCCAGGCCUUCAUAGAGACGCGCCAGUGCGUCGAGGCGCGGCUCAACACGCAGCGCGAGAACCAGCAGCAGGAGCGGCUGCUGCUGUCGGUUCUGCCCCGCCACGUUGCCAUGGAGAUGAAGGCGGAUAUCGCGGGAAAACCCAAGGACUCCAUGUUCCACAAGAUCUACAUCCAGCGGCACGAGAACGUCAGCAUCCUGUUCGCCGACAUUUGCGGUUUCACAAGCCUCUCAGACCAGUGCACGGCCGAAGAGUUGGUACGCCUGCUCAACGAGCUCUUCGCGAGGUUCGACCGUCUGGCGGCGGAGCACCACUGCCUGCGCAUCAAGCUGCUGGGGGACUGCUACUACUGCGUGUCCGGCCUGCCGGAGCCGCGGCCCGACCACGCCCACUGCUGCGUCGAGAUGGGCCUCGACAUGAUCGACGCCAUCGCGCUGGUGCGCGAGGUGAUGGGCGUGAACGUGAACAUGCGCGUCGGCAUCCACACGGGCCGCGUGCACUGCGGCGUGCUGGGCCUGCGCAAGUGGCAGUUCGACGUCUGGUCCAACGACGUCACGCUGGCCAACUACAUGGAGAGCGGCGGACUGCCGGGACGCGUGCACGUGACCAGCGAGACGCUGCGCUGCCUGGGCGGCGACUACGCGGUGGAGGCGGGCCACGGCGGCGAGCGGAACGCCUACCUGCGCGACCACAACAUCGAGACGUUCCUCAUCGUGCCGCAGUCCGGCGGCGGGCAGGCGUCCACGCCCGCCUCCAGGGCCUCCGUAAAACGGCCGAACCACACGUUCUCGAUGAACGGCAGCGUGUCGAAGGAGAUGCGGAUGAUGGGACACGGGUCACAGUCCGGCAAGUACUCAAAGCUGGGCUACGGGGAGAGCCUGGAGGAGAAGGACCCAGAGGAUGAGGUGAACGAGUACCUGAUGAGGGCCAUCGACGCGCGCAGCAUAGACCGCCUGCGCGCCGAGCACUGCAAGAGUCUGCUGCUUACCUUCCGCAAGGCCGACAUAGAGGAGAAGUACUCCAAGGAGGGCGAUCGCAUGAUGUCGACCUACUUCUUCAGCUCCUUCUUCAUCUUCCUGUCCAUCAUGCUGGUCGAGCUCAUCAUCAUGCCACACUCAAUGCCGAUGUACGUCUGCAUGGCCAUUGGGGUCAUCGUCCUGGUGGCUGUCAACUACAUAAUCAUAGUCGACGGUUCUAAGUCCGCACCGGGCCCCAUCCGGAGGCUGUCGGAGAAGGUGUUCCAGGACCGUGCGGCAGCGCAGCUGCUGGCAGCCAUCUCGCUGGCCGCUACCACGCUGGUGGCGCUCUCCCCCCUGUUCGUGCGGCUGGAGCCGUGCCACCACCCGCGGCUGGACCAGUGGGCCUCCCCCAACACGUCGCGCUCCAGCGUGGCGGCGCUGGAGAGGCUCAGGCUCCAGGAGGAGGCGGGCUGCCAGGAGGCCUACGUGUUCGACUUCCUGACGCUGUGCGUGAUGAUGGCGAUGGUGAUGUGCGCCGUCUAUCAGAUCCUCAUCAGCCUGGCCAAGCUGCUGGUGCUCUCGUGCAUCUGCUUUGGCUACCUAGGUCUGCUGACACUUCAUGCCAGCACGCGGACGCGGCCGGACGACGAGCUUCCGUCGCGCUACCUGCUGGUGGUGGUGCUGCUGGGCUGCCUGGCGGCGCUGGUGAUCCACGCGCAGCAGACCGAGGCCACCUACCGGCUGGACUUCCUCUGGAAGCUGCAGGCCACAGAGGAGAAGGAGGACGUGGAGCACCUGCAGGCGUACAACCGGAAGCUGCUGGCCAACAUACUUCCGGUGCACGUGGCGCAGCACUUCCUGCGCGGCGACAAGAACUCCGUCGACGACCUGUACCACGAGCAGUGCGAGUCGGUGUGCGUCAUGUUCGCCACCAUCCCCAACUUCUCCGAGUUCUACGUCGAGCUGGAGGCGAACAACGAGGGCGUCGAGUGCCUGCGGCUGCUCAACGAGAUCAUCGCCGACUUCGACGAGCUGCUGUCCGAGGAGCGCUUCCAGUGCGUCGAGAAGAUCAAGACCACCGGCGCCACCUACAUGGCCGCCUCAGGGCUUACGAAGAGCAUGUGCGACCUGAAGGGCUACCGGCACGUUUCGGCCAUGGCGGACUACGCCCUCAGGAUCCGAGAACAGCUCGCGUACGUCAACGAACACUCCUUCAACAACUUCCGCAUCCGCAUCGGCAUCAACAUCGGCCCGGUGGUUGCUGGGGUGAUCGGAGCCCGCAAGCCCCAAUACGACAUCUGGGGGAACGCCGUGAACGUGGCCAGCCGCAUGGACUCCACGGGCGUGCUCGACAAGAUACAGGUCACGCAGGAGAUGUACCACAUACUGCACGCCAAGGGCUAUCCGCUCACCUGCCGCGGCACCAUCAAGGUUAAGGGCAAGGGCGAGAUGGUCACCUACUUCCUCAAUGGGUACGCCACCACGCCGGCGCCGUCGACGCCAGCGUCAUCAGAGCCGCCGCCGGCGCCCAGUGGUGAUGGUAACAGCGGUGGAGCGUCCGAGAGCUAGUUUCGGCUAUCCCAGAAGUAACAGUGACACCUGAAUGUCUUCCUGGCAAGAUACUGCAAGAGACCUAAUGAAAAUCUCUUCACAAUUUUUAUGAGCUAUGAACACAACUCUCUGAAGGAAUGUUAUCCUUUAUCCUGAACUUUACUGUAAUAAGAACAACAGGAAGCAUGUUUGCAAUGAAAAGUAUUUCUACUGGAAAGUCUCAAUAAUAUGACGUAAGAUGAGUGAAAUGAAGAAUGUUAUGUAAGUGUGGACUACAAUUAAGUAAGAGGACUUAUUACAAUAUGACAGGAUGAGUGAAAUCAAGAAUGUUAUAGUAGUUUCUUCCAUAAUUAUGGAGGAAACCAUCACAUUAUUGUUAUAAAGUGCCAAAUCAAGAACUUUCUAGUAUCUGUCUCAAAACAUUAAUGUACUCAGUGAAUAGUGUUAUUAUUUCAAACUAAAUGAAUCACAUAUGUGUUCCAUCAGUAAUAGAGGAUAGUAGUAAAUAUGUAGGUUCCAUCAUAUUUUAACAACAGCCUGUUGUAGAUUAAUAGUUUUGCUGAAAAACCUGGGGCUAUAGAGAUGUAUUGUUUACUUAAACACUUCAAGUAAGUUGGCUGCACUGAUGAUCAUUUAUCGACAGUUUAGCAAGUAGUUUUCCCUUUAAAUUGCUACAGUUCAUACCUAUUAUAAAUAUUUAAAUAAACUUUAUUGACAACAAACGGUACUUUAAGUUAGAAAGCCAUGUAACUGAGUGUCCAUACAGCCAAAUGAGAGUAUGUCUCCAAUGAUACCUUUAAGACAAAAUUGUAUUAUUUCCUGUCUCAAACGUUUGUAUGAGAUACUGCAGUUCUGGGUUUAAUAACAAAUGGAAACUUAAAUUUCUAUUGGCCAUUGUUUGGGAUAAUGUGUCAAGAAUUUUAAGAAGAGACUAGGAUCUCGUCUAAAAUGAUAGUUUUUCACAUGACACCAUUUGCAAACACAUGAACAUUUAGGUGGAAAAAUAAUAUUUGAGUGUGAAGGACUGGUUUAUUGAACAUUAAAGUGUGCUGUCACCAUUAUGUCUUUGAAAAGCGGUGCAGGUCACUUAAUUUAUUUCAACUUAUUUUAACUGGUGUAACAGUCUAAUUCCAAAAACAUAUUCUAAGAAGCUUGGAAACAAAGACAUGAAAAAAAAUACUGUGAAAUUAUUCCAUUUAUGAAAUGAGUGUUUAAAAACACAAAUUAUAAUACCUAUAUUAAAAGGAUACUAGUAACCACUGGUUCAAGAUCUAUGAAUUAACAACAUUUUAAACAUUAGCUGUAGAGGAAUCAACUGUAUUGGAAACGAAUUGAUGUCUUUUGAUGUUGUAAGAAUUAGUGUUUAUACUUGUAAACAUAAACUGUGUAAUCACUGAGAUGGAAGAAAAUCACCUAAGUAUCUGAAAUCUUUAGUGGGUGGUGUUUAAAACUAUUUUUCGCUUCACUCCUAUGGACCACUCACUGCCAAAUGCUCUGUACUUUUGGCGUCUUUUUCUGGCCUAAGCUCGAUGCCUCAAUUCUUCAUGGCUACUCAGUGGCCCAACUUUCUCAUCUUUCAUCCAAUCUAAUGGUGCUCUAAAGGAAUGACAGUGUAGCAAUGCUUUUUCUAUGUAUAAAUUUGUGUGUCUCUAGGUUUUUUGGCCUUCUGUGGUACAUGCAGUUUUCCAUGUCACUGCUAAAUAAACCAGCAUGAUAUGUGAACACUGAAGACAUGUUACACGAGAAGAUAUGGCAGAAAAGAAAGUACAUUCCAGAAAAUUGUACACUUUUGUGAUGUCUCUUUGUGUGUGUGUGUGUGUGUGUGUGUGUGUGUGUGUGUGUGUGUGUGUGUUUGAUUGUUUUUAGUAGAUGUUUACUCACCAAUCAAAUAGCAAACUUCCAAAUCAAAAAAUUGUUAAUUGUGAAAUGGACAUAAAUGUUUGAAAACAGGGUAACCAUAU